Thamnophis sirtalis is the source of this 1123-nucleotide messenger RNA. NCBI's taxonomy places the organism in Eukaryota, Metazoa, Chordata, Lepidosauria, Squamata, Natricidae. The record is from RefSeq and is a predicted model, not a curated record.
CGCCGCUAGCAUGGAGCCCCCCGGCGCCGUGGCCGGAGGAGGCGGAGGGGGCAGCAACGUGCCGGCCUUCCUCACCAAGCUAUGGACGCUGGUGGAGGACACGGACACGGACGCGCUCAUCUGCUGGAGCCCGAGUGGAAACAGCUUCCAUGUCUUCGACCAAGGCCAGUUUGCCAAGGAGGUCCUUCCCAAGUAUUUCAAACACAACAACAUGGCCAGCUUUGUGCGGCAGCUGAACAUGUACGGUUUCCGGAAGGUGGUUCACAUCGAGCAGGGGGGGCUGGUCAAGCCCGAGAAGGACGACACGGAGUUCCAGCACCCCCACUUCCUCCGAGGCCAGGAGCAUCUCCUGGAGAACAUCAAGAGGAAAGUCACCCACGUAUCCAGCAUAAAGAAUGAAGAGGUUAAGGUCCGCCAGGACAGCAUGACCAAGUUGCUGACCGACGUCCAACUGAUGAAGGGCAAGCAAGAGAGCAUGGACUCCAAGCUGAUCGCAAUGAAGCACGAGAACGAGGCCCUGUGGCGGGAGGUGGCCACUUUGCGUCAGAAGCACACGCAGCAACAGAAGGUCGUCAAUAAGCUCAUCCAGUUCCUGAUCUCCUUGGUGCAGUCCAAUCGUAUCCUUGGGGUGAAGAGGAAGAUCCCCCUGAUGUUGAACGACGGCAGUUCCCCCCACAGCAUGCCCAAAUACAGCCGGCAGUACUCCUUGGAGCACCUCCACAGCCCCUCCCCCUACUCGGCCUCCCCCCCAGCGUAUGGGGGCCCCAAACUUUACUCUCCAGACUCCGGCCCCAUCAUCUCUGACGUGACCGAACUGGCCCAGUCCAGCCCCUCUCCCUGCCCCAGCAGCAGCAGCUUUGAGGAGGAGAGGAGCAGCCCCGUAGUCCGCAUCAAGGAAGAGCCCCCGAGCCCCUCGUGCAGCCCCUCCGCAGAGGAGGCCAGCCCCCUGGACGCCCCCCUCUCGCCCUCCGCCUUCAUUGACUCCAUCUUCCGAGAGGAGCAGCCCAGCAGCACUUCGGCCCCAGCCCCUCCCGGCCACGGCACCCGAGCGCAGCCCCAGGAGAAGUGCCUCAGCGUGGCCUGCCUUGACAGUGUGGGCCGAGCUCCGCAGAUGUCUGAGGUC